Molecule: messenger RNA, 589 nt
Organism: Coccomyxa subellipsoidea C-169
Lineage: Eukaryota; Viridiplantae; Chlorophyta; Trebouxiophyceae; Coccomyxaceae
Exons: 1
Coding region: 161-349 (62 amino acids)
Source: RefSeq, a predicted model, not a curated record
GCAAAUUCUUGUUACACUGCAGUUGCCUGCACAGGUUUCUGCACUCAGCAUUUGCACAAGACGCUUGGUCACGACGUUUUAGUAAAGAAUAAUCACCCAGGUUUUGUACAUGCCAGCACUUUGCAUGCAUGGCUCUCACAUUAUGCACCAAACUACACAAAUGGACAACCCACGUGCCUUUCUUAGACACAGAAAUUCAAAGUGGUGCUGUCACCAGGACAGUUCUCAAGGGGAGCAGUCACUGGCAAUUCCUCAAAGACAAUUCCUCAGAGUGUUGAAGGGCAGCACACAAACACCCUGCUGCGACCACAGGUACAAGUCGGCUUACUCGGCAGGUAGCCCAAAAUAAGUGAUCUUGAUUGCAGGAAAUUGGUUCUUGCAAGCUGGGGGAACUCCAGCCAGAAAGGACAAGUCUUUCUCCCAGAGUUGGCACACCACAAAGGACCCAACACGGAUACACCCCCUUGAUUGCUGCUAACAGCUGUUUUUGUUCUUGAUGCAAUGGCGGCUGGCGUUCAUGCAAUGGUGUCUGCAAGGGGGGAGACUGAUUCCCCACUACAAGAAAACUUCCUCAGUGCGAGCGCAUCUG